UGAUGAUGAGGAUAUAUGUUUAUAUUAUUAUUACAUGAUGAUAACUACCAACCAAACAGAAAAAACAUACACUCCUCCCAAUCGAAUGACAAUCACAUGUGAAAAGAGUGUGAUUAAAAAAAAAAAGUUUGUUAGUUUUUUUCUCUUUCUCUCUCUCUCUCGUUCGAUAUGUUCUCGAACAGAAAUAAUUGACAGCUGAAAAUUUUUUUUGAGUAUAAAACUCGGUGAUUUGAUCCAUAUUUUGAUCCGGUGAUUUAGUGAAUGUUUGUUUGUGUGCAAAAUUAAUUCUAAAUUUUGAAAUCUACAAUUAAACAAAAAAGAAAACAAAAAUGUAUCGAUAUCAACAACAACAACGAACUUUAUUAUCAUCAAUGAUGAAAAUGGCCAUCACAUCAUCAUCUGAUCAAUUUAUGAUGGUCAAUCAAAAAAUUCCUACUUCAUUUGUUGUAAUGAUACAAAUGAAUCGAUCAAAAUCAUCGUAUGUAAAAUCAAAUCGUGUAUUGAAUGUUGUUUCGAAUGUUAAUCGACAAAGUUAUAAUGAAAAACAUUUUGAGGCUAUAUUGAAAUCACCUGUUGCCAUACCAUUAUCAAGAAAUAUUGAUUCAAGAACUAAAACAGAGAAAAAAAUUCAAUUACCAUCAAAUAUUGUUAUGCGUUAUUGUCCAAAUAGUGAUGAAGAUCAAACACAAAAUUUGGCUAUAACCAAAACUCGACAAUUAUCCAAACGUCCAUUGUUAUUGUUUUUUGGUUGGUUAGAAGCAAAAGAAAUUCAUAUGGAAAAAUAUCGUGAAUUUUGGUUUGAACGUGGUUUUGAUAUACUUUCAGUACGAACAUUACCAAUGCAUUUAUUAUUACCAAAAAUUGGUGGCCGUAGAAAUGCUGAAACAAUGAUUAAUUUUUUGGCUAAUCAUCAUCUUGUCUAUGAUGAAAUACUCAUACAUGGAUUUUCUGUUGGUGGAUAUCAAAUGGGUGAAAUUUUUCUUUAUUUAAAAGAAAAUAAAGAUAAAAAUGAACGAAUACGUCAUAUCUAUGAAUCACUUAAAGGUAUAAUUGUUGAUUCAUUAGUAUAUGCACAGGAUUGCCCACCAGGUGCAUCAAAAGCCAUAACAAAUCAUCCAAUAUUUCAACCAAUGUUGGAAAAAACUAUUGAUAAAUUUUUAAAAUUAACAAAAUCAUUUACAUAUGAUCGUUAUAUUAAAGUACAGGAUCUUAUGUUUGCAAAUGAAUCAAAAUUACCAGGAUGCAUUCUACAUUCAAAAGCUGAUGUUGUCAGUAGUAUUACACAUAAUAUUGAAAUAUAUAAUGGAUGGAAAUCAAGAAAUCCAGAAAAUUCUGAAUUACAUUGUUGGCAUGAUGCAUUACAUGUACUUAUCUAUAAAAAAUAUCCAGAACAAUAUACAAAAAUUGUUGAUGAAUUUGUUGCAAACAAAACAAAAAUUACAAAAGCAAAAAUACCCAAAAAAGUGAAAAAACAAUAGACAAUUAUUUGGUGAAAUGAAGAAUCAUGACGAUGGUGAUGACGAAAACGAAAUUAGUCAAAUUCAAUUUCCUAAACGGCCUGAUUAA
Dermatophagoides pteronyssinus (European house dust mite) is the source of this 1566-nucleotide messenger RNA. RefSeq lists its product as uncharacterized. Gene Ontology annotation, molecular function: serine hydrolase activity. Lineage: Eukaryota; Metazoa; Arthropoda; Arachnida; Sarcoptiformes; Pyroglyphidae. The record is from RefSeq and is a predicted model, not a curated record.